Messenger RNA from Sphaeroforma arctica JP610, 170 nucleotides. RefSeq lists its product as hypothetical. The record is from RefSeq and is a predicted model, not a curated record. The annotation marks the transcript as partial. The transcript has a single exon. Lineage: Eukaryota; Ichthyosporea; Ichthyophonida.
AAGCACCUGAGGUCGAUACGCCCGUCAAGGACAGCGAUGUGAAGACGUCAGAUAGUUCUGCACAGCAUCGCAAGCAGUUGUAUGAGAGACUGAGCUCUGUAGUAGCAGCCAAUGCGUCUGCGAUGGGUAAACAAUGGCUGGCGGUCGAUCUAGUGGAUGAGUCUGUUGAG